This is a messenger RNA of Ruditapes philippinarum (Manila clam), 954 nucleotides long. RefSeq names its product acetylcholine receptor subunit beta-type unc-29-like. Gene Ontology annotation, cellular component: membrane; neuron projection; synapse. Gene Ontology annotation, biological process: nervous system process; chemical synaptic transmission; signal transduction. NCBI's taxonomy places the organism in Eukaryota, Metazoa, Mollusca, Bivalvia, Venerida, Veneridae. Gene Ontology annotation, molecular function: neurotransmitter receptor activity; extracellular ligand-gated monoatomic ion channel activity; transmembrane signaling receptor activity. The record is from RefSeq and is a predicted model, not a curated record. The coding region runs from base 64 to 873 and encodes 269 amino acids. The transcript has a single exon.
ACUGUAGGAAAUCCGUCGAGAGAAAUAAGCGUUCUCAAUGCAGAAAAAACUCUCGUGCGAGUUAUGUACAACGGUACAGUUAUUUGGCACCCAGGAGACGUUUUCAAAACCACGUGUUCCUUCGAUAUUUACAGAUACCCGUUUGACAAGCAAAUUUGUUACGUUAUAUUUACUCCUUGGUCAUACCUUGCAAACGAGGUUAGGUUACGUGCAGCAGACGAUAACAUCGAUACGUCAUUUUAUCAGGAGAAUGGACAAUGGGAGUUGCUAUCAUUGUCUUCAGAAGAGUACAUACAAAACGACGUGUCCUUUGUACAGUUGAACAUCAGGUUUCAUAGAAGAUCGAGAUAUUUCGUCGUGAACAUCAUCUUACCGAUCUUUAUGUUGGCAUUUCUGAAUUGCUUAGCAUUUGUGAUUCCAGUUGAAAGUGGCGAGCGAAUAUCGUAUACUGUUACAUUGCUGUUGUCAUUUGCCGUUUUUAUGACACUUGUUAGUGAUAAUGUACCAAAAACCUCAUCUCCAAUGUCCCUUCUUUGUUAUUUUCUCGCUGCAUUAUAUACAGGUAGCGUUUCCAUUAUGAUCGUGAUAAUGUUAAACAUGAGACUCUUUUACAGAAACUCUUCAAUUAAAAUGUCACCAGUAUAUGUUUGCAUUUACAGAUUGUGUUGCCGACGCAAAAAAAGAAGGCAGACGCGUGUCAAUAAAAUCAAGCCUGAUGGAAGUGUAUGUACAAGUGUAAAGACAAAUUCUGAAGACAGUGAGGCUAUAAAUGAUAUUUCUUGGCAAGAGUUGGCAGAAGCUUUAGAUAUUGUCGGGUUUAUACUAUCAUUGUUAUAUUAUAUAUCAAUAUCCAUCGCGGUAAACUUGAUGUAAUGAGCUCGUAGUACAACAUACUAUAUAUUGUUGUACAAUUUGAUUAAUAUCUGCUCCUAAUUCUUACACGACCCGCAUUUU